Fomitiporia mediterranea MF3/22 is the source of this 2118-nucleotide messenger RNA. Its product is annotated as WD40 repeat-like protein. Gene Ontology annotation, biological process: negative regulation of transcription by RNA polymerase II. Gene Ontology annotation, cellular component: nucleus; transcription repressor complex. NCBI's taxonomy places the organism in Eukaryota, Fungi, Basidiomycota, Agaricomycetes, Hymenochaetales, Hymenochaetaceae. Gene Ontology annotation, molecular function: protein binding. The transcript is spliced from 8 exons. The coding region runs from base 1 to 2118 and encodes 705 amino acids. The record is from RefSeq and is a predicted model, not a curated record.
AUGAGUCUCGAGUGCAAGGUUUACCAGAAGGAACUUCGGUCUCUCGGGUAUGGACUCCCGCUAUACGAGCCAAACCCAGCGGACUACGAUCAUGUCCGUAUAGGCGAUGUUGGCAUUGCAGACAAAGAUGGAUAUUUCACGAGAAUAUUCAACUGCUUUGCGCAAGCGGACCAUGAGAUCAAUGCUCGAUACGGAGUUCCUGAGGACUUCGAGCCAUUGGAAGAGUGGUGUAAAUUAACGAAAGCAAGGCAAGCGUUGGAACCGGGACUCUGGUAUAAGUCACAGCAUGUUCACCAGAUUGAAGGUAGUGUCGAAUUCUCAAAAACAAAUGCUUCUGCCGGAAUGAGGGUCAAUUUUACAGUCUCCAGUCAGCAAGGUGCUGCGUUCUGUUUAAAGAACAGUGCGGAACGGAUAGAUGCGACUCGUCAUAUUCUCUUGCGCAAGUACAUGCUCAAGCACUUCGAAUCAUGGGAAAAUUUUAUUCGUGACACAGGAAUUGCCUUCGAGUUACAGAAUAUGAUUUUCCGCACACCGAACAUCGAGGGAUCUAUUUCUCUCACAAUAGGUAGUAUUAUGGCCACCGCCACCGCUUCGUUUUCCAGAGGAUCAGAGUCUACCCUUGACGUCCCCGUACGCAUUAGGUCUAACCCUUAUAAUCCCUCCGAACGACAUUAUCUACUGGAUGGUGAUGCUACAUCUCCCGGAACUGCCGAAGCAUUCAAAGAUCAAUGUUUAUUUCUGCGCGGGUACCGCGUCGCAAAAAGGCGCAUCUUACCCGUGAAACUACGAGCGGCUGCUGGACCUGGAAAUCUUGACAUGGAUGGAGACGAUGACACCUACGCUGAUGUCUUUCCGAUUGGUUUUGACUCUGACGAAGAAAGUCAGAUUGACGAGGUUAUUGCAGAUCACAAUUUUGCGAUGGACCUUGUCUUUAAGCAUACGAAUGCAGAGAUCGCUAUCAUUAAUGAAUCCGACAUUUGUUAUUUAGCGAAGGUUAUUGGUAAUCACACAGAACAACCAGCAUCGUGGAGUCGUGAGGAAUUUCGUGCAAUAGGGUUGGAGAUUAAGGUGGAAUUUGAUCCUCAAGUGCAGAAAACGGUUGGGACGUUGAAGAUGUUACCGUUGGCGGCCGUUGUCUCGAGCAGUGCAGGUCCGACAGUUCUGCCUUACAAGGACUCUGUGGCAGACGGUAAACUCGAUUACAAAGGCGAUGACUGGAUCAGUCAAGCCCCAUCGGUAAAGUGGAAAGAAGUUGUCUCUGUGUCUAACUUGAAGCAAUCCAGAGAAGACAGCGAAGGAAUCUAUGAAGAUGACAAAUUCAUCAAUACGGGGCCUUCUAAAGGGAAAGGGAAAGAAGUUGCCUCUGUCCCCAAUACAGAAGUGCAAAUGAAAGAAUCCCGAAUCUCCAGUCAUCCUAUCGCCUUUGGAGCGAAAGACACAACCGGUCAAUUACGGGAUGCUCUGACAAUACUACCCAACCAGGUACUUAUAGGACACAUAGACGGUGUCCGCAGCGUGGCAUUCUCUCCUGAUGGUAGUCGCAUCGCGUCUGCCUCGGUAGACUGCACAGUUCGACUCUGGGAUGCUGCGACUGGCGUGCAAAUCAGGGAACUACUUCGCGGAUAUCAAUAUUCUGUUCGCUCGGUUGCGUUCUCACCAGACGGGAGUCGCAUCGCAUCUGGAUCUUGGGAUGGAACAAUUCGACUUUGGGAUGUCGUGACGGCCACGCAAGUCGAAGAACUUCUUCGCGGACAUGAUGGCCCGGUUGAGUCGGUUGCAUUCUCUCAAGACGGGAGUCGCAUCGCAUCAGGGUCUGUGGACAAAUCAAUUCGACUUUGGGAUGUCGCGAUGGGUAUGCAAGUCGGGGACCCUCUUCGCGGACAUGACCAGUGGGUUGAGUCAGUUGCAUUCUCUCCAGACGGGAGUCGCAUCGCGUCUGGGUCUCAAGGCAGAACAACUCGUCUUUGGGAUGUCGCGAGAGGCAUGCAAGUUGGGGAACCUCUUCAUGGACAUGAUAAUAUAGUUCAGUCGGUUGUAUUCUCUCCAGACGGGAGCCACAGCACAUCUGGGUCUUGGGAUAAUACAAUUCGACUAUGGGAUGCUACAACAGGGAAGUAG